AUGGUGAAUUCUUUUUGGUGGGGUCAUAAGCGAGAUUGGGGAAAAGGUAUUCAUUGGAUUUCGUGGGACCGUCUGUCUAUGCUCAAAAUUGAUGGAGGGAUGAGUUUCAAAAUUUUGAGUGCUUUCAAUUAUGCUAUGUUGAGUAAACAAGCAUGGAAUUUUAUGACUAAGCUUCACAACUUAGUUACUCGUCUCUACAAGGCAAGGUACUUCCCCAAAUAUGAUUUUCUUGAUUCUGAUAUUGGGCGCAAUCCCAGUUAUGUGUGA
Messenger RNA from Lathyrus sativus (Indian pea), 267 nucleotides. Lineage: Eukaryota; Viridiplantae; Streptophyta; Magnoliopsida; Fabales; Fabaceae. The record is from the annotation of a GenBank genome assembly.